GUUUAGCGCAGCCGCAGUUGUGAUCAGGGAGAAGGGAGUAUGUUGCCGUGAUUCUGUCGGUUGGGCAAUGCAUUGGCUUCUUUUUGUCAGUCUAGAUAGGGUCUCGGCUUCGUGUUGAAUGUGUUCACGGUGAAGGCUGUUCUGCUGUCUGCCUUAGGGUUGUGCUGAACAUAUUGGCUGAAAAAUGGGAGCAUUUCUGGAUAAGCCAAAGAUGGAAAAACAUAAUGCCUGUGGUGCGGGAAAUGACCUACAUUAUGGACUGAGCAGUAUGCAAGGUUGGCGAAUUGAAAUGGAAGAUGCACAUACAGCUGUCAUUGGACUACCACAUGGACUUGAAGCAUGGUCUUUCUUUGCAGUCUAUGAUGGGCAUGCUGGAUCCCAAGUUGCCAGAUAUUGCUGUGAGCAUUUGUUAGAUCACAUCACCAACACCCAAGAUUUCAAAGUUACUGAUGGUAUGACCGAGCCCACAGUAGAGAAAGUAAAGAGCGGAAUCCGAACCGGUUUCUUGCAGAUAGAUGAGCAUAUGCGAACAAUCUCUGAGAAGCGCCAUGGAUCGGAUAGAAGUGGGUCAACGGCAGUGGGUGUCAUGGUUUCACCCAAGCAUAUUUAUUUUAUCAACUGUGGAGACUCUCGAGGUUUGCUGUGUCGGAACGGGAAGGUUCAUUUCUUUACGCAAGAUCACAAACCAAGUAAUCCGCAGGAAAAAGAACGCAUCCAGAAUGCUGGUGGCUCAGUCAUGAUUCAGCGUGUGAAUGGUUCCCUUGCUGUUUCAAGGGCUCUUGGAGACUUUGAUUACAAGUGUGUCCAUGGGAAGGGUCCAACAGAGCAGCUUGUCUCACCAGAACCUGAGGUUUAUGAAAUUGAGAGAUCGGCGGAUGAUCAGUUUAUUAUCCUAGCGUGUGAUGGUAUUUGGGAUGUCAUGGGGAAUGAAGAGAUCUGUGAAUUUGUUAAAUCCAGAUUAGAAGUUAGCAAUGACCUCGAGAAAGUGUGUAACCAGAUUGUUGACACGUGCUUGUACAAGGGGAGUCGAGACAAUAUGAGUGUCGUGUUGAUUUGUUUUCCAAAUGCACCAAAGGUAUCGCCUGAAGCAGUGAAGAGGGAGGCUGAGCUGGACAACUACCUGGAGAGCAAAGUGGAAGAAAUCUUUGAGAAGCAGGGUGCUGAGGGGGUACCAGGUCUAGUCCAGGUGAUGCGUGCUUUGUCGUCGGAGAGCAUCCCAAACCUCCCACCAGGAGGUGAACUAGCCAGCAAGCAGAGUGUUAUUGAAGCAGUUUACAGUAGACUGAGUCCUUACCAGGCUGACACAUCUGGGUUGUCUAGAUAUUUCUGCACUUUUUGGCACUCCAGACUUUAAAGGGUUAUGCUUUUUUUUUAAACAAGGAACCUUCAUCUCCUGAUGAUAUGUGGUAACAGCUAACUAGGAGCUUGCACAUAUCCACAAUCAAGGCCAUCACAUAUCUACGAUUCAGAAGUCUGCAAAACAUUGUUGAUUUUGUGAAGGAAAUUCAAAAAGGGUGUGAAUACAAUAUCGGAAUUCAAGAACCAGCAAUGAUUCACCCAAGAUCUGAUUUAUUUACGGUGGCUGAAAAUACGAAGAUCGAACAGUUUCCUCUAUAAACUGGGCAUUGUUUAGUUUAAUUUUGUUGACUGAUUUAAGUGCAAUUCUGUUUUUUUUUGAAAGAACAAACUUCUAUUUAAUGGAAUAUGACCGCCUUACAAAAUGCACGGGGUAGAAAAACUAACCAGUAUUCCUCUGAUAAAGACAUUGCAGUAAAAGUGGUUUAUCAAAAGUAAAGUCCUCUUCAUCAAUAGAAGUUUUGUUCCAAUCUUUAGAUUGAGUCUUGUGAAACUAUUCUUUUAAUUAUGCCCCAAUAACUGAGAGUAUGAAAUUUUAAUUUUGGGUUUGGCAGGCCAAGGUGUAGUAUAAUAAAUGCUUACUUAGUGAGCAUGUCACAGAUCAAACUUGAAUGAUAGCAUUCACAUUAUUGUAGACAUUUUAAAAACAGACUUUGCAGUGCUGGUGCAAGUGAUUUAUUUGGAAUUAUAUAAACCCUGUCUCUUAUUUUGAAAAAUUCUCACUGAAGAUUUGCAUUGUUAAAUGGCCCCAUGUUAUUGCUGUUAAAAGGAACAUCUGCCAGAUUCUAAAUUUUCUCACUAUUGUACUCAACAGCUAGUUAUAAUUGUACAUUUUAAUGCUGCCUCUCCAGUUCUUAAACAAUAAAAUGUUCCUUAUUUAUCUUCCUGGGUUUAUGCCUUCAUUUUGCAAUCAUUGCCUAGACAGACAUAAGGAGACCACAUAUAUUUAAGUUGAGCACCAGUAUUGCUGUGUCACCUGCUAGCAGUGUUGUCUGUAAUGGUGAAGAGCAUUAGGUAAAGUUGUUUUUUCUAUCCAGAAGAUGGCGAUGUUUCACUGAGUCAUUCCACUUAAACAAUUCACCAAGAAUGAUGCUAGCUGCUGCUUCUAGCAUUGAAAUUUAUGACCACAGAUAGGAAGUGUGUAGCAUCAUUGUCUUGAUUUGAAACACCAAAAUACUUCCACCAUAGAUCAUAUACAAGGCUUUUAUAUGGUAUAUUCAGCCAAAUUUUUACUUGUUCUUUUUCAGUUGUAUGUGAAUGAUAUAACAGGUAGAAUUCCUCCCUAAAAUCAUGAAUAAGAAACAUGGAUGCAUUAUUGUAAUUCAUUAGCAGUUGUUAGUUCUUUUUUGAUAUUCGACAAUCCGUAGCAUUAUAUAAUAACUUAUAAAUGUAUUCUUCAAUGAUAAAUAGUACACUUCAGGAUUAAUUUGGCCUGACACUUUAUUCAAAAUGAUUCAAAUUUGCAAAUUUUUUCAAAAUUGCUUUCAAUGUUUACUUGUAUGUAAGAUUUUAUUGAAUAUCGCCAACAGGAUUACUUUCCCAUUAGACUAAAUAUUUCAUUAAUUGGAGUUAACAGUGGAGGAUUAAACAAAAAAAAAGUCUAUUUCAGGGUGGGAAAGUUUAUUUAAUGUGUUCAAAGGACAUGUGGAUUGUGGUACAGCAUUACAUUUACAUGUUUAAUAGGAUUAGAUUCAUCGAAAGGAAUUGGACACUGAAUCAGGCUUCUAUACAGACAGUUUUAUACAAGAGACUGUUGAAUAAGCUUCCAGCUCUUUCAUGUCUGAACUAAAACGAAGUAGCUUGUGACAUUGGAUUUUCUUCCAAUUUCAUCAGAGCAAAAUAUUUUUGUUUUUAUCAUCAUGGUUUAAAAUUGCAUUGUAUAGAGUUUCAACAUAAUGGAAUUCUAGCCAUGAAUAAUUGGUGCUUUUUUAAUGGAUUUUUGAUAUUGUGUUAUCUAGUUAUAAAACAGAUUCCAUUUUUGAUGAUAAUGCCCAAGUUAUUUUUAAUCAGACUGGCUAUAAUUCCCAACCCAAAAGCAAGAAAAAAAGGGUAAAAUGUUGUAGGUAAUGAAGCAAUGUAUUUUUGCUUACAUGUUGCUACUUCACAGUAUUUUUCAUGAUGCUUAAAAUCUGAAGCUGAUUUAGGUGCAGCGGUAGUUAAAUUCUCUCCCAUAUUCACUGUCAAGCAUAAUUCUGUUAUGCAGUCCUGACUUAAUGAAUUGUACCAUGUCAGCAAGGUGAAUUUCAACAGGGAGUUAAACUCCAAUCAUCUGGCCUUCUGGUUGAGACAUGCAGCUAUUCAAUGGAAUUCAGUGCUAUACCUUUUGAACAACUGAUAUAAUUUGAGGAACAAAAGAACCAGACACAAUAUUGUGAAGUUCCACAGGAUAGCAUUGUGAAUUCUGGCCUAUAUCUACAUUUUUGAAAUUUGUAGUUAUAGAUUGGUUUUUACAAUCCAUUAUGAAAUUUACAUUACUGGCAAAACAAAAUAUUGAUUUUUGUUUUAAAAACAAGCAUUAUUCCUAAGUGGAUUUUCUAACUUAAAUUGCUUGGAAGGAAAUCUUGUGCUCUAGACAAUUGGCUGCAAUUUUUAUACAGAUUUAAAUUUAAAUGAAGAAUAUAUUUUAGGUAAAUUCGAGUGAGGCUGACGAAAUAACUAGUCGCUUGUGAGUAGUGGAAAUUCUGAUCAGUUUUAAAUGUAGAUAUUCAGAUGAUUACUAGACCGUCCUACAUUGAAUGUCAAUUAUUUUUUAAACAAAAAUUAGUUUUAAUGUAUUUUGGAUAAUUGAUUAAAAAUACAAUUUCUAUUGGACUACCAUAAUGACAAAAUUGAAUAAUUUAUUCAGUACAAAAGUGUUGGAGCAAUAGGUGAAAUGAAGGAGGGUAAUUCAGUUUUGAAAUUGGCUUAUUCUUUGUUGGUUUUGUGAACAACCAUUGAUUUAAUUGAAAGCAUUUGUUGUCUUUUGUAUAAAUUGUCAAAUGCAAAUUUAUUUUACUCAUCAUUGUGGAAUAAUGUCAGAUAAAUGAACUUUCCCACCCACUUGCUAAUGCUGUGUGUCAGAAAAUAAAACUAAUCAAACCAGUUUGCCUUA
Molecule: messenger RNA, 4447 nt
Organism: Stegostoma tigrinum
Lineage: Eukaryota; Metazoa; Chordata; Chondrichthyes; Orectolobiformes; Stegostomatidae
Gene: ppm1aa
Product: protein phosphatase, Mg2+/Mn2+ dependent, 1Aa
Exons: 6
Coding region: 185-1354 (389 amino acids)
Biological process (GO): positive regulation of canonical Wnt signaling pathway; negative regulation of canonical NF-kappaB signal transduction; positive regulation of canonical NF-kappaB signal transduction
Cellular component (GO): nucleus; cytosol
Molecular function (GO): magnesium ion binding; manganese ion binding; protein serine/threonine phosphatase activity
Source: RefSeq, a predicted model, not a curated record